Messenger RNA from Staurois parvus, 318 nucleotides. The record is from the annotation of a GenBank genome assembly. NCBI's taxonomy places the organism in Eukaryota, Metazoa, Chordata, Amphibia, Anura, Ranidae.
AUGUUUGAUUCUGUCUUCUCUGAUCCUCCCCUUCUUCUACUGUCCCCAAUCCAUCUGCUGAUAGAACAGAGCCUUAAGGGCAAGGUGCGCAUGCUCAGUUUUUUGGGGGUAUUUUUUGGGAGAGUGCAUGUGAUCAGCACAGGGCCAAUCAAGCUGUCUAGACAGAGUGUCAGGGGUUAUGCAGCCUCAUAGGACAAUCAGGGGAGAAUGAAAACUCUUCCUGCAAGAUUUAACCAGUGCUCUGAUGAACACUUAUAGAAGUCACAAGACUGCUCUAACCCCUGAUGAGAAAGGUAUUUAGCAGUUUAUAUUUACUAA